UCAGCAUCCUUCUUCGUGUCCCCUUUGCAGCACAGCACUGGCCCUGAAAUUCCCCAAUAAUUUCCCUUUCGCUUGCCGACGGCGACGGCGACGGCGGUCCAGAUCCGUUGCCAAGCUCCGCCCCCGCGUUGUGCUCGUCGCAUCCUCCCAAUCCGAGGCCCCGGCAUCUCGCGUUCAGCAAUCCUGUGCAUUCUUUAGUGGCAUUGCUCAUUACUUGAAGGCUUUGCCGUUGUUAACAUAGACUGGGAUCAUCUUAAGUGCUCUUCAGUGGCAUUGCUCAUUACUUGAUGGCGAGGCAUGACACCUAUGAUUGACAAGGAAACUCACAAGGCUUGCCGUUGUUAACAUAGACUGGGAUCAUAUUAAGAUACUUACUAAUUAAGCAGCAAACCACUACUACAAGCAAUUAUUUUGAGAGUGAGACGAAAGGGAAACCCUAAGCUAGGACCAGGCGGCGGCGAGAGAAACCACAAAAGGCGAGCGACGGCGGGUGGCGGGCUGGCGGCCCGGCAAAAGAGGGAGAUGCAGAAGGAAGGGGAGAUCGUACAGUCUCGUCCCAAGAAGAAUCGAGCUGACCUUGCUGAUGAGCUCGAGUUCUUCACGGAGCUCCGCAAUACGCUGAUGAAGGAGAGGUUUGAUUCUUCCAACUCCUACUGUAGAUUGGACACACAGAAGGGACUUGGUUUUGUCAGCAAUCGUAUCAAGGUCUUGCGCAAGCGUCUGGGGAUAACCGCCGGAACUGCCCACAGUUCCCCCGCGAUAUCUGAUCCGACUGACCCCUUGGAGAAGCAUGUGAAUGAUCUCGGUUUGACGAUAGGAGCAGAUCCAAUUCAAGAUGAUUGUGAUGGUAGUGCUGAUGGCUGCGGUGAUGAGGAGGAAGAGGAUGAGAUGGAGUGGGGCAAGCCAGCCAUGGAGGAGGAGGAAGUCCGAAGGAUCACCGGCCCUACACCAAUGUCGGAGAUUGAUGCAGAGGCAGUGAUGGAGGCAGAUGUCCAAGUUACAGAUGUAUCAGAGAAUUUGGUACUCAAACGGUCAAACCUAAUCCCAUUCUCACCAACACAACGGCAAAAGUGCCCAUAAACGAUGAUGGCCAUGCUCAAGCUGACGUUGAUGGUGUCGACGACGAUGAGAUAGACAGGGGCAAAACAGAGCAACAAUUAGCCAAGGAGGCCAGGGCGAUGGCCAUUGAGAAGGACAUGUUUGAUUUCUUCCGUCAUGACUGGGAGACUGCGUUUAGCCGGCGCAGCGGCCACUUCCUUAACAAGACGACACUGAGUUCCAUGCAGUUUACAAACUUGGCACCUGGGCGCAUCCCAUGCGGUGCUGACAUAGAAUCUGUCGUGCAGAUCUUCUCCUUCAAGCUCAUGGAAGUGAAAGGCGGCUUCAAAUUUCCAUCGUCCGUGUAUGGGGUGGUCGCUGCUCGUGAUACCGCGGACUACAACCGUCACCUUCUCUUCUUUUGUGAUAGGAACAACUCCCAAAAACUCACUCAAGAUGAUCCUUAUCUGCGCCUGAUCGGCCUGUCUCGUGCGGUCUAUGAGGUCCAGCUUAUGGUGAAAGGCAGCGUGAAGUCUCGGGACAGGCCGUUGAUCACCGAUACAUACCGUCAAAUCCGAUGUCGUAUUGGUGUAUCCACGAUCUGCUUUGAGAACUGCUUCUGCACGACGGAGUUACGACCGGAGCGAUUUCUAGGUUCGGUCCAGGCCACCAUCUUGGGCGUACGUGUCAUCAAAUACGGCGGGUUGUGGCCUUUUGGACAUGGUGUUCGGGUUGCUUGCUCCCCGGUAUCACGGGAACUUGUGGAGGACAGUGAUGGUGAACUCAAGUACGUUGCCGAGCCUUCAUCUGGGGAAAUCUUGCUGCUUGAUUCAAAAGAUGGGAGAAGACCUGCGAAUUCAAAUGGAUACCUUUAUCUGUCAAGGCAAGUUGUUUCUGUAGAACCAAGCGGACACCUGGAAGUUGAAAUACAGGCCUAUGCACCACCCGGCAUUGUCCCUGCAAAAGCUCAGGUCUACUUCGAUGCCCAAGAAUGCAACAUAGUUCGUGGUAGAUGCUGCCUCCUCGGUGCUGAGGUGGAGAUCUCUGUUGCUUGGUCCCGUCUUGCUUCGGACAUGGAGAUGCUUGCAGCUAUCGAAAGGGAUUUUGAAAGGGACGAACCAGAGGUUGCGUUCACACAAGUAGGACUGAACGGAGAGCCUGACACCGAACGAAUCUUUUAAGAGCUGCUCCCUAUAGUAGUAUUUCUGCAUUGUGUUUGGCUCUAUAUGCAAGGUGUCCAACUAUGACUUAUGCUAUGUAUCUGCAUCUGGUUAUAUAUGUAAGAUGUCCAACUAUAACCUGUCCAACUAAGACUUUUAAGCAUUUCUGUGUUGAUUAA
This is a messenger RNA of Aegilops tauschii subsp. strangulata, 2377 nucleotides long. RefSeq lists its product as uncharacterized. Lineage: Eukaryota; Viridiplantae; Streptophyta; Magnoliopsida; Poales; Poaceae. The record is from RefSeq and is a predicted model, not a curated record.